AUGGCUCCCUCUCACCGCCGUGGACCUUGGGUCCCCGAGGAAGACCAACUGCUCCUCCAACUGGUGCGCGAACAAGGCCCCAACAACUGGGUGCGCAUCUCCCAACACAUGCACUACCGCUCGCCCAAGCAAUGCCGCGAACGCUUCCACCAAAACCUCAAGCCCUCUCUCAACCGCGAGCCCAUCUCCGCCGACGAGGGCCUGCUGAUUGAGCGCAUGGUCAAUGAGAUGGGCAAGCGUUGGGCCGAGAUCGCCCGCCGCCUGGGCAACCGCAGCGACAACGCCGUCAAGAACUGGUGGAACGGCAGCAUGAACCGCAAGCGCCGUGGUCUCUCCACCCCCACGGCCUCGCGCACCUUCAAUGGCCGCAUCGAGGCCCCCUUCGCCCGCGCCUCCCUGGUGAGCCCCUCCCGCCCGCGCUUUGCAACUCGCCCGUGGGCCGAAUCGCCCAGGGACUCGUCCGACCACUUCUCCCACUCGCGCCGCGAGUCGACCGUCUCAACCCGCCAGCUCUCUCCCAUCUAUACCCUUCCCUCCAUCAACCGCCCCAUCGAGACCCCUUUGACCUCUCCUGCCUUUUCCGAGGUCUCGAAUGCCCACUCGAUUGAGCCACCGUCCAUGGUCUCAGAUCACAAUUCCGUCUGUUCGUCGUCGCCUCGCACAUUGCCAUCGCCGCAGCUCCUUCCGCUGCCGGUGGACCUGCGCUCACAGUAUGACGCCCGGCGGUCCAGCGCUCCUUCCGUCCAUGUGGUGGACGACUCCCCACCCAGCUGUCCCGCCCGUUCGCUGGAGCCGCUCUCGGACACCGCCUCCAAACGGCGGUGGAUGGAGCACCAGCCGACCCUGGCUUCCUGGCAUCAACCCACCGACUCGCUUUCCAGGGCGUGGGAAACCAGUCCUGUCGAGCCCACCCGCGACACGCGGAUGGGUCUGAAUAACCUCCUCAACUAA
Molecule: messenger RNA, 951 nt
Organism: Penicillium canariense
Lineage: Eukaryota; Fungi; Ascomycota; Eurotiomycetes; Eurotiales; Aspergillaceae
Gene: flbD
Product: putative MYB family conidiophore development protein FlbD
Exons: 1
Coding region: 1-951 (316 amino acids)
Biological process (GO): mitotic cell cycle; positive regulation of transcription by RNA polymerase II
Cellular component (GO): nucleus
Molecular function (GO): RNA polymerase II cis-regulatory region sequence-specific DNA binding; DNA-binding transcription factor activity, RNA polymerase II-specific
Source: RefSeq, a predicted model, not a curated record